UUUUUUUUUUACUCGUCUUUUAUUACUUUUAUCUAUUUUAUAAUAUAAACAUGACUACAACUAAUACCCAAGCCAAGAAACCUGUUAGAGUGUGGGUGGAUGGCUGUUUUGAUAUGAUGCACUAUGGUCAUGCUAAUGCUUUACGACAGGCCAAAGCUAUGGGCGAUGUACUUGUAGUAGGUGUUCAUUCUGAUGAAGAGAUCAAGAAGAAUAAGGGUCCAACUGUGAUGAAAGAAGAAGAACGAUAUGCAGCAGUGGCAGCAUGUAAAUGGGUAGAUCAAGUAGUACCAAAUGCACCAUACAAUACUACAGUUGAAAUCUUACGGGAAUACGAUAUUGAUUUUUGUGUACAUGGUGAUGAUAUUACCACUAUGGCGGAUGGAACCGAUUGUUAUCAAGCAGUCAAGGAUGCUGGUCUUUACCGGGAAUGUAAACGUACAGUAGGUGUAUCUACAACGGAAUUAGUGGGUCGAAUGCUUUUGAUGACUCGUGAUCAUCAUAGUCGACGACAAUCUAUUGGUGGAUCUUCUAUUGCAAGUAUCAAUUCGGAAGAUCUGGGUUCUUUCAGUACCACGGGCCGCCCCAACGCCAUCAAUGAUCCUCUUCGACGUACUACCAUUUCUCAUUUUUUACCAACUUCCAAACGCAUUGUCCAAUUUUCUGAAGGUCUGGAACCAAAACCUACUGAUCGUGUUGUCUAUGUGGAUGGUACUUUUGAUUUAUUCCAUGUUGGUCAUGUGGAAUUCUUGAAACGUGCAAAGGCUUUGGGUGAUUUCUUGAUUGUUGGUGUUCAUGAUGAUCAGACUGUCAAUGCUAUCAAGGGCUCCAAUUAUCCAUUAAUGAAUCUCCAUGAACGUGCUCUUAGUGUUUUAGCUUGUAGGUAUGUGGAUGAAGUCAUUAUUGGUGCACCCUACAGUGUCUCUGAAGAUAUCUUGAACAAGGAAUACACCGUACACAUUGUGGCUCAUAGCAACACUGUCACUGCACCUGAUUUGGAUGGACGGGAUCCUUAUGAGUUGCCCAAACAACGUGGUAUUUAUCAAAUCAUCGACAAUCCUAACUCCACUAUUACCACCGAUGGUAUUAUCGAUCGUAUCAUUGAAAAUCGACUUGUUUAUGAAGAACGUCAAAAGCGAAAGAACGCCAAGGCAACUGUGGAACAAGAAAAAGAAGCGCAAGAAAAGUUAUUGAAAGCUAGACAAUAGAACGGUAUUAUAGUUGAUUUAGUUAGUAGAUGUGAAAGUAGAAUAGUUAUAAGAAAAACUUUCAAAUAUCCAAUAAAAAAACAUAUCAUUUUUAUUUUGUAUCUAGA
Molecule: messenger RNA, 1312 nt
Organism: Halteromyces radiatus
Lineage: Eukaryota; Fungi; Mucoromycota; Mucoromycetes; Mucorales; Cunninghamellaceae
Exons: 8
Coding region: 51-1205 (384 amino acids)
Biological process (GO): phosphatidylethanolamine biosynthetic process
Cellular component (GO): cytoplasm
Molecular function (GO): ethanolamine-phosphate cytidylyltransferase activity
Source: RefSeq, a predicted model, not a curated record